AAACGCUCCGAAUGGCAAACAACCCGGGAAGAAUGAAGUUGGCAAACAAACCUGAUGCUGCCUUGCUUAAAUGCAUCGAUUUUAUUGGAUUUGCUACUAAACACGUGUAGCAGAAGAUCAGAAAAAAAUCAACACAUUUCUGGAAAAUGAUCUGGGACUUUUUAUUUCAAGGAUUUUCUCGGGGAUUUGGGAAAACUACACGCACAUCUUGAAUCAUUCCCUAGAAAGGUGCAACGCUCCUUAGCGGACCACGGAGACCAAAGUCGUCAACAUGUCUAUGUGGGUGAUCUUACCUAUCAGCCUGCCUGUCUUCACCAUCACUGGAAUAUGGGUUGUAUAUGCUUUGGCUCUCUACAACCAGCAUGUCUGCCCUGUGGAAAACUGGCUCUACAACCAGUCGUGCGAGGUGACGCUGUCUCUACAGAGGGGUCCGGUGAUGUGCUGUACUCUGGACAAUGUCCCCCUCAUCAGUAAGUGUGGCACCCUUCCCCCUGAGAGUUGCUUCUUCAGCCUCGUCUGCAGUACUGGAUCCUUCAUGGUGAUGCUUAUCGGGCUCCUGCAUUAUGGCCAUGUCAUAGAGAAGCACCAGAACUGCGUUCUGAACACGGCCGGCCUCUCGACCGGCUGGAUCUGCGCCGCAGGACUCAUCAUGGUGGGCAACUUCCAGGUGGAUUAUGCCAAGGUGCUUCACUAUGUGGGAGCGGCCGUAGCUUUUCCCACCAGUAUGCUGUUUGUGUGUCUUCAGUCAGGCCUGACCUACCGGCUGGCGAAGACCCAGGGGGAGCACAGCAUGGCCCACCUGAGACUGGGGAUGAGCACGCUAGCCUUCAUCACCCUGGUCCUUAGUGGUGUCUUCUUUGUCCAGGAGAGCUCUGUGCUGCAGCAUGCCUCUGCCAUCUUGGAGUGGCUCUUCUGCAUCAUCAUCAUGCUCUUUUUUGGGACGUUUGCCUUUGAGUUCAGGGGCGUCUCCGGAGACACCCUACUUGUGCUGGCCAGAGGAGGAAGAGGCUUCCCGGGAUUCUCCGGCACGGACAAUAAGGCUGACGAGGCCGGAGGCCCCAGCCACCACUUCCAACCAGAUGGCAUAGCCAUAUAGGCCAAUCAGAGGCUGGCUACAGCUCCACUGGCGAAUCACAAACAUGGUGGGAUGGGAAGAGUGGAGGCCUAACCAAACAUAGCCCUCCAGAGGGCAUGAUGGCUACGGACCCUGCGGAUUGUCCUGCUUUCUGUUGCAUUUACUGUAGUUAAAGCAGCCAAAGCUUUUGUAACCAAACCCCCGAAGACUAAUAGUAUGUUAUUGGUUUAUUUGUACUACGAUAUGGCGGACAGUACAGGGUGGAGUGCCUUCUGGAACAUUCUCGUUACUUGUCCUCUACUUUCAUUAUGUGAUCACUGUUGAUUACGCAAAUGCCUUGAGAGUACCUGGGAAGUCUGCUAUGAGUCCAGGUCCAUUAGGUUUGACCAUUUACACACUGGACACUGCAUUAUUUCAUUUACCUCUCAGGAAACUCUGUUAUAUCACCAACUAUAGCUAAGCACCUUUUAAUGGGACCUUAAAGGAAAGGUCAGUGUUUUAGUCCAACCACAGAGGCAUGGUUGUUUUCUGUGCUCAGUGAUGCCAUUGUGGGAUUGUGUUCAAAGACAAAUAGGGUGACCGGAGUUUUCGGGCCCUGGUGCUGACCCCCCUUCGGAGUAUGCAAUGUUCGUUGUGUUUUAUGCAUUAAUACCAGUAGGGGGCAAUCUGUACAAUGGUUUGAUCAAGAUUGUUACAGUGGAGAAGAUGAGGACUUGUAAGCAAACAAGUUAAAUCAAUCACUAUGCUGUAUUUCAAAGUAUUUUACUGUAUCAAAUUGAUGACAUGAACAAGAAGUGUUAUUACAAACAUUUUAAUCAAAAUGUUAUUUGAUGUCUGUUGGCCAAUGUUUCAGGUAUUAUUAAAUACAUGGACUAUUAUUUUUUACAUGAUCUAAAUUUGUUUAUUUACCACCUGGUUUGUAGUGAGUAAUUUCCCAAAUGUUUUUUGUAUCUUAUUGUGAGCAUAAUCAAUGUUCAGAAAAUAAUAAAACAAUUAUCUGAGAAGUAACUCUUGUGGAGACUAAUGAAAAGACAUGUUUGUUAAAAUGUUUUAUUCUUUAAAAGCUUAUUUACAAGUUUCACUCUUAUCUAUUGACAAGCUAUAUAUAUAUAGUUAUAUGCGAACCUGAGUACACCUGGUUUUAGAGCUUGAACAGUAAGGAGAGACACAAAAAGAUAGGGAGAGAGCAAUUGUUGCAACACAAGGUAACAGCAAUGACACUCGACAUUCUCAGUCGUUUUUUCUGGAUGGAAACAAUCCUUCUCUUUACUCUCAGAAAAAGCUAGCCUUGUGCCUUAUCUACAUUAGAUAUUUCUACAAUAAAAGUUGUGUAAACAUUUCAGAUUUACAGCUCCAUGUAAAUGACGUUUCAUAUAAAGCAUUUUAACUAAACUAUUAAACCUCUCUAAUUGAUCAACUUGA
Esox lucius (northern pike) is the source of this 2497-nucleotide messenger RNA. RefSeq names its product transmembrane protein 150A. The record is from RefSeq and is a predicted model, not a curated record. Lineage: Eukaryota; Metazoa; Chordata; Actinopteri; Esociformes; Esocidae. Bases 272 to 1096 code for a protein of 274 amino acids. The transcript has 8 exons.